AUGACAGAGGGAGAGGUGGGAUGCUCACCUAGUCCCGAGGCAACAUGCUUGGUCAUGUUCUCGACUCGCCGCCGCCCAACCAACCGCCUAAUCUCAUCUCCUUUUUAUGAUCGUUCGCUAACGAUCGAUAAGCGAGAUAUCGUCUUUCCUCCCUUCUUCGACAUGGUGCCCCCGUGGGAGGAGGCACCAUGCCCCCCAGAUAAUCGUUCGAGUAUCCCCAAGAAUCGAAUAUAUCCCUCGCCACUGGCGGCGGCUGAGCUUCGUCUCCGCCAGGUCUGGGACGACGUCCAAGAUUCGACAGAGGGCCUCGCUGUUGCCGCUCAGAGCUCACAGCACUCGGACGGAUCAAAUCCGCCUUUCAUACACGCAGCGCAAACUGCGCGAGAUAUUUGGAUUGAAAUUCAAUCGCUCCCGCCUGAUCUUCUCCUCGGUGUAUGGAGUAUUCUGUGCGAGCAUAGAUCGCUCCUCCUUGAAAUCCGUGGCACGAUCGCUUCUGGCAUGGUGACCAACAUAGACGCUACAAACUUCGAGCAGCGUCUGUGCGCUGUCUACUCCAAAAUAAAGGCGGCAAAGAUAUGUGGUGCCACCCCACAAUCUGCGUCUGCGUCUGGGUUCUUCCAAGGCGCCCAUGACAUGGUUUUCUAUGGCGGCCAGUUCACUGUCAUCCAGCAAACAAAUGCUUCCGACCCAUCCGGAAUUAAGCGUGUCCCACCGCCUCUCUGCUAUCCUCUCUCGCCCUCUCUCGCCGUCCUCGCUGUCGCCUGCCUCGCUGCGGCGCGCAAAGGCCAAGACAACAACAUGGACAUGUGCACCGACACCACCAAUGGUCAUGGCACCAGGCCACACGGUGCCCUACCUCCGCUUCACCCCAGGUGCAGAACAAUAUGGGUCGAGGGGUGGGUGCCGAGCUUUGCUGGCUGGCUAACACAAGUCUUCCCACUUCACUUCGACCUCCUUCAAGCUCCGACUCCAUACAUCUUUGGACCUCGAGUUACUACGACCACGACCUCCUCGGGCUAUCCCGCACUCGCUGUUACAUCCAACGGUCUCGUACCCCAAGCACCUUUGCCUGUUGUUGGACUCGCGCAACUACUGGCGAACGCGCGCAGAAAGCGCAUCAGAAAGGCGGUCUUCCCACUCGUUCUUUUGUCUUUCAAUCCCUUCGUCCUCCUUUUCGAUGCGAUGUCUUCUCAAACCCCCUCUCUCCCUCGCCCACCCCUCGCCCACCUCAUACACGCUCCUCCAUCCCCUUCCGCUCCUUUCCUUAUCCCCUCCCUCCCCGUCGUCGACCCACACGGCUCGUACCUCCUCUCCUCUAUCCGUUUCGCCCCGUGGACGCUCGAAACGGGCUCUUGGGAAUCAGAGAUGUAG
Cyclocybe aegerita is the source of this 1371-nucleotide messenger RNA. The record is from the annotation of a GenBank genome assembly. NCBI's taxonomy places the organism in Eukaryota, Fungi, Basidiomycota, Agaricomycetes, Agaricales, Hemipholiotaceae.